UUUUAAUUUCCUGUCUCAAGAACGAAUUCCCAACUGAAUUAGUUCAAAUCACAAAGUACGGAGGGGUGUACGGUGUACAGGAGGAAUUUAGUACAAAUAGUACAGCGGGGCCAACAAGUACAGCUUACUUCCAAGAGAUUCUAAACCAUAUAGUAAACAAGGUUGAGAUAAAGAAAAGACAGAAAAUAUUCAGUUUCAAACAUUCAUCGAUCACAAGUAUAAAAACAUUUAGUGUCGAACAUGGUCUUCGGACAGAUAUGGCAGUAGUUCUAGAGAUUAAAGACAUUACGAAGGUUGAAAGUUUUGAGGUGAUUGAUCCUGCUGGAAACCAGAAUAGUUUUGCAAAAUUCCAGGACGGUCUGGUAUACUUCAAAUUUCCGGGUGAAUCACUAACUGGAGUGUGGACAUAUAAAGUUAAAAUGUACUCUGAUGCCAUUAUUCCAUCCCAAGGGUUUACAGUGGAUGUUACUAUCACAGAAACAGAUGAGGAUGCAGUAAUAGCGCUAGCUACAACUAACAAGAUUAAUACAGUCGUCAAAGAGAUUUCUGAAAAAAUUAUUAUUUCUACAAGUUUGUUUCGUGGUACAGUUCCUAUCAUUGGUGCAUCAGUAGAGUGCAGAGUUCAGGGUCCGGGAGGGUUUGUUUCCAUGUUCCCCUUGAAGGAUUCAGGACAAGGGUUCCCAGAUAUAACUGCUCAGGAUGGAAUAUAUUCAGGCUACCUCAAACAAUUUGCCACCAGCCCAGGAACUUACUCAAUAGGGAUAACAGUAACAGAUAAUAACGGAAAUGCAUCUUUGGAGAAGACACGAGGUGACAGCCCCAUUAUUGGUUCUAUUCUAUAA
Eurytemora carolleeae is the source of this 842-nucleotide messenger RNA. Its product is annotated as calcium-activated chloride channel regulator 1. Bases 258 to 842 code for a protein of 194 amino acids. NCBI's taxonomy places the organism in Eukaryota, Metazoa, Arthropoda, Copepoda, Calanoida, Temoridae. The record is from RefSeq and is a predicted model, not a curated record. The transcript is spliced from 12 exons.